AGAGAGAGAAAGUGAGAGAGAGAUAGGGAGGGAAAGCACCUCUGCCACUCUCCUUGCUUCCUCUCCUGUGCGCAGUGCUCCGGCCGCUCCUACCUUCCCUCAUUUCCUCCCCACAGCUGUCUCUCUCUCCUCUCCCUCCUCUCUGAUGCUGGCUCUCCUUCUCUCGCACCACCGAGCCGGAGGAAAUCCUUGGCAGGGCUGGAGUGACUGACUACCUGUUUUGCAUGGUCUGAAUUUCGUGGGGAUUCUGCGCGUCUGGAAAGGAAGAAGGGAGGCUCUCCAUCCCCGGGGGGAUUGGAUUUUACAGAGGAAUGCCAGUGCCUGAGGUGGCGUCUGACAGUGCCAGCGCCGCCGCCAUGUUGAGCCCCGUCCUCAAUGCCUCCAAUGGAGACGGCUCAGAGUCUGAAACCACCUCCGCCAUCCUCGCCUCUGUCAAGGAACAGGAGCUGCAGUUUGAACGUCUGACCAGGGAGCUGGAAGCCGAACGACAGAUUGUUGCCAGUCAGCUGGAGAGAUGCAAACUCGGCUCUGAGACAGGAAGCAUGACUAGCAUCAGCUCAUCAGAUGAGAAGUUUCGCUGGAACAACCAAGGUGAUCUACAAACUUACGGACAGAAGGACAUAGAGGAGGAGCUGACGACUGGCCUGGAACUGGUGGACUCGUGCAUUAGGUCCCUUCAAGAAUCAGGCAUCUUGGACUCUCAGGACGCCUCUACAGGAGACAGACAAGGACUUCUCUCUCAAAGUGCUUUGCAGCUCAAUACCCAGGAUGCCUAUGCAGCUGCAGGUUACCAUAGUAACCAAGGGCUGACACUUGGGGAAUCGGUCGCAGCCCGCAGUGGACAGGUCGGAGGAGCAGUUCACAGCUACAACCAGGUGACAUCCAGCCGUGCAGCUGUCCAGUUAGUGGGCACAGACUCUUCCUCCCAGUCCCAGAGAGACUCAUUUGCCCAGCAGGUCCUUGGCAGCGCCUUACACAUGUCCACUGAGGGCGGAUCUGCACCUGCUGGACCGUCCAUGUAUUACUCCUGUGCCACUUUGCCUGCUCAGCGUGUCAGCUCCCCUCUGCAGGCGGUAGGAUCCCCCACCAAGCUGCAGCGCCUGGGUUCAGCCUCUGCAGACAUGCCUAGCUACGCCACACUACAGAGGGUGUCUUCUCCCAAACAGUCACCAAGCCGACUUGCAAAAUCCUACAGCACUUCAUCGCCUAUUAAUAUGGUAGCAUCGGGCGCCGCUGGUUCCUCCUCACCACUCCCCAUGGCCACCUCUCCUGGCGGGAAUCACACCUCAUCCCCCAUCCACCAGCUCAGCUCGGCUGUGGGAAGCUACGCCACCCUGUCACCCACCAAGCGCAUGCUGCACCACAUCGGAGCGGACAGCUACAAGAUUUCCCACGAGCUUUACGCCAAUGCAACCCUGCAAAGGCCUGGGAGCCUGGCAGGUAGAGGCUCCAGGGGUUCAUACAGCAGCCAGCACAGUCACCUGGGCUCUGAACUGCGGCCCCUUCAGUCUCCUGAGCACCACAUUGAUCCUAUCUAUGAGGACAGAGUCUACACCAAACCCAACCUUAGAGGACAAGUGGUGAACCAGUUGUACCAAGAGGUCCUCAACUAUCUGUUUUAUCCUUACGCUCCUCUUCCCACUCUAGCCCCGUCCUCCCCUGGUGUUGACCCAAUCCCCUUGCAGCGAACUGGAAGCCAGAGCGCUGCAGGCACCUUCCAGAGAGGCAGUUUCGCUACAGGAGGUGGGGCGGCCGAUUACGCCAAUCCGUAUCGCACUCUACAGUUCUGUCCAUCCACCGAGUCCCCUUACAGCAAGUCAGGCCCGGCACUCCCCCCUGAAGCUGCUCUUGGCAGGUCUCCAUCUGUGGACAGCAUCCAAAAGGACCCAAGGUACGACCCUGAAUUCCUUGUGUGGAAUCAAAAUCAAGCCGAGCAAAGAAUGACAAAGGAGUUUGGCUGGAGGGAUCCCGAGCUGCCAGAGGUGAUCCAGAUGUUGCAGCAUCAGUUCCCGUCAGUCCAGUCUAACGCUGCAGCCUACCUUCAGCACCUCUGCUUUGGAGACAACAAGAUCAAGUCUGAGAUCCGUCGGCAGGGUGGAAUCCAGCUGUUGGUGGACCUGUUGGACCACCGAAUGACAGAUGUUCACCGCAGCGCCUGCGGAGCACUGAGGAACCUGGUGUAUGGCAAGGCUAAUGACGACAACAAGAUCGCCCUGAAGAACUGCGGAGGCAUACCCGCUCUGGUCCGACUACUCAGGAAGACCACAGACCUGGAAAUCCGAGAGCUGCUCACAGGUGUUUUGUGGAACCUGUCGUCCUGCGAUGCCUUGAAGAUGCCCAUCAUCCAGGAUGCCCUGGCGGUGCUGACUAACGCUGUGAUCAUCCCACACUCAGGCUGGGACACAUCUCCCCACACCCAGGAGGACCGCAAGCUUCACCUGCACUCCUCCCAGGUCCUCCGUAACGCCACCGGCUGCCUCCGGAAUGUGAGUUCUGCUGGGGAGGAAGCUCGGAGGAGGAUGAGGGAGUGUGAGGGCCUCACCGAUGCUCUGCUUUACGUCAUCCAGACCGCUCUGGGGAGCAGUGAGAUAGACAGCAAGACUGUGGAGAACUGCGUGUGCAUCCUGAGGAACUUGUCGUACCGUCUGGCUGCAGAGACGUCGCACAACCAGCAGGGUGGCUCUGAGGAGCUGGAUGGCUUGUUGUGCGACACCGGUGGCAAGGACGCAGAGAGUUCUGGGUGUUGGGGAAAGAAGAAGAAGAAAAAGAAGGGGCACGAUCAGUGGGAUGGUGUCGGCCCUUUUCCAGACUUGGCUGAGCCUCCGAAAGGCAUCCAGAUGUUGUGGCACCCCACUAUUGUCAAGCCCUACCUCACACUGCUGUCGGAGUGCUCCAACCCAGACACCCUGGAGGGAGCAGCUGGGGCUCUGCAGAACCUAGCCGCCGGCAGCUGGAAGUGGUCCGUCUACAUCCGAGCUGCAGUGCGCAAAGAAAAAGGUCUACCUAUCCUGGUGGAGUUACUGAGGAUAGACAAUGACCGGGUGGUCUGUGCUGUAGCUACUGCCCUGAGAAACAUGGCUCUGGACAUACGGAACAAGGAGCUUAUUGGCAAAUAUGCCAUGAGGGACUUGGUGCAUCGUUUACCUGGAGGCAGCAACAACAACAACACCAGCAGUGGAGGAGGAGGAGGAGGGAGCACCAACAGCAGCGUCCUGGCAGGGAAGACCAUGUCAGACGACACCAUCACUGCAAUUUGUUGUGCUUUGCAUGAGGUCAUAACAAAGAACAUGGAGAAUACCAAAGCCCUGAGGGACGCUGGCGGCAUCGAAAAGCUCAUCGGCAUCGCCCGCAGCAAGGGAGAUAAAAUUCCCAGACAUAGUCCCAAAGUGGUUAAAGCAGCGUCCCAAGUCCUCAACAGCAUGUGGCAGUACAGAGACCUCCGCAGUCUUUACAAAAAGGAUGGCUAUUCACAGUACCAUUUUGUGGGCUCGUCCUCAACAAUAGAGCGAGACAGACAGCGACCUUACUCUUCCUCUCGCACUCCUUCAAUCUCUCCGGUGCGCACUUCCCCAAACAAUCGAUCAGCGAGUGCUCCCGCUUCCCCCAGAGAGAUGAUGGCAUUGAAGGAGAGGAAGGCAGACUACGAGUCGACUGGCAAUGCCAGUUUCCAUGGUAACAAGGGCGAGCACACGUCCCGGAAGGACGCCAUGACGGGUCAGAUCUCUGGUGGAUCUUCGACGCUACAUAGAGGAGCCUAUGUGUCUCCAACUGAUGAUCUAAAGUAUAACCAGGUCUCUUCUCAAGGCUUACCAGCAGAGCCCUAUCCACCCUUCCAAAAUCACCCCCCACCCGACAGCGGCAACUAUGAGGACCAGGCCUUUUAUGAGAGCCAGAUUCACGCAGGAGGUCGCCCCCCGCAGGGUGAACUCAACAUGCACCUACAGGGACUCAAGUCAACUGGAAACUAUGUAGACUUCUACUCAGCCUCCCGACCCUACAGUGAGCUCAACUAUGAAACAAGCCACUAUCCAGCCUCACCAGACUCUUGGGUCUGAAGCGACACAAUGAUGGAGGAGGAGGAGGACAAGAUGAAUGAUGGGGGGAAUGGGGAUAAUUAAAGUUUGGAGUCAGAGCUGAGAGGACAGUUUGCCUCCCUCCUCAUCCUCUCCCCUGUAGUUUCUGAGUAGCAUUUUAGAUAGCAGGACAAAGGAGGAGGAGGAUGGAGCACUAGAAUGGAGACAUUACCACAGGACACUCCUUUCAGAGACGUCUGAGGAAGGCACGAGAGGGGGCGACGGGAAGAGCUGCCACGCAUGUGCAUGCACACCACCUACCAAUCUUACACAUUUUGUUUAUGUGUUAAGUUUCUGAUCAAGUGUUUUAAAGAGUGCUCAGCUUGGCAGGAGGACCUUGGACCCCUGAAGGAUACGUAAAGGAGACAGAUAUGGAAAAAGAGUCAGAAUGUAUCGGGAAAAAUGCUCUGGAGAUCAAAAGGAUGACAGUGAUAGAAGAAAGUGGACUCCAGAACUGGAGGUUAAGAGAGAUUACAUGAAAGUGGUGACCUGUACUGUAUAUAUGUGCUAUAGUAACGUGGCUUGUAGUAAUACGAAGCACAAGAGGCAGCUCUGUAGGACAUUUAGUACUUAACUCGUACUUUAGUUUGGGCUUAAGCAAUGUGUCUCCUUCUCUGGGCGGAAGAAUGGAAUGUUUUUCUUUUCUCUUUGGUUUGAUGUCUUUCUACUUUUUUAAUUCCCAUGUAUAGUAUUUGAUGUCCCACUGUACAUUGACGGAGAUGCAUUGUGUACUGUACAUUGCACUAUUUCUGUGUUAUGUUUAGGCCAUUUUUUGCCACUGGGUCAGCCUCACCUUCUCACCUGAGAUCAUAUGAAAUAGCUGCACUUAAAUCUCACACCACAGACAUCUGUUUGGUCCAAUUGUGAAACACUGGAGAUGAACUGUUGGGUCACGGUGCUCCUUUCACUGCCCUGCUGUUUGCAGACAGUACAGCUGCCAAGAAGAGCUGAAGAGAGACUGAUCUGGCAUACAUUCUUGCUUUAUUUUUCUAGGCUAGCUUUUGCAUUUCAACAUCGUAAAAUGUCUCCUUGUUGUUGAGGCAAAACCCUUACUCCAAGCGACCUGUCACACAUUGUGUAUAUAACUGUGCCAAACAAGAGUAACAUCCCCUCGGCUUAAAAAGAGGGCAUCAAGGAGUGCGUCAAAAGGGUCCAAGUUCAGCUGAACGACUUCUCUGUUCAGACGAAGCCAGUUUGUACAUGCUUUGGUUUUUCUAAACUGUGUUUUACCAAGAUGAAAACUGUCCAACUUGCACUGACAAGAAGAAAACCACAAAUAUGAUAAUGUCAAAAGAAAUUCCACUGAGGGACGGUGGGACCUGGCAGAGCUUCACUCGCUCAGAUGAUGUACAAAUUAGUUGAUUUCUGUGUUGUAAAAUAAUCAAUGUUUGAAGUACAAAACGAAAAAAGGAAAAACUUUUCUGAGAGAUGGGUUGCAGUUCUAACUUCAUGGUAGACAAAUCUGUUAAUAGAGUAUGGAUAUAUAUUAUAUAAAUGCAAAUAUAUACUUUUUAUGUGCAGAUGUGGAUGUCACUUAUAGCAGCAACAUUAAUGAGAAAAGACUUGUAAAAAAAAAAAAAAAUAACA
Messenger RNA from Cyprinodon tularosa, 5660 nucleotides. It is a transcript of the gene ctnnd2b, whose product is annotated as catenin (cadherin-associated protein), delta 2b. Lineage: Eukaryota; Metazoa; Chordata; Actinopteri; Cyprinodontiformes; Cyprinodontidae. The record is from RefSeq and is a predicted model, not a curated record. The coding region runs from base 312 to 4055 and encodes 1247 amino acids. Gene Ontology annotation, molecular function: cadherin binding. Gene Ontology annotation, cellular component: nucleus; plasma membrane; cytoplasm. The transcript is spliced from 25 exons. Gene Ontology annotation, biological process: dendritic spine morphogenesis; cell-cell adhesion; cell-cell junction assembly.